AUGAUUGAAAAAAACAAGAAUGAAGAAUUGAGAGAAGUUGAGGAGAAAAAUCAUGUUGAAACUGGACAAAAACCCUUGAGCUGCUCUCAAACCAAACAGAAAGAUUUAAAGAAAAUAAGAGCCAAUAAAUCUUUUACCUGCACUCAGUGUGGAAAGAGUUUGAAAAACAAAUUUAGUCUUGAGCGUCACAAGAGACUUCAUAUUGGAGGGAAACGGUUCACUUGUGAUCAAUGCGGGAAGAGUUUUGCACAAUUGUCGCACCUUAAUUAUCACAUAACCAUCCACACUAGUGAAAAAACAUACAAGUGCUCACACUGUGACAAGAGAUUCAGUCAUUCGGAACACCUGAAAACGCAUGAGAGGAUCCACACUGGAGAGAAACCGUACAAGUGUUCACACUGUGACAAGAGAUUCAGCUGGUCAGGAAUCCUGAAAAAACAUGAGAGGAUUCACACUGGAGAGAAACCGCACACAUGUGAUCAGUGCGGGAAGAGUUUCACACUAAAAAGACAGCUUACAGAGCAUAUUAGAGAUCAUACUGGAGAGAAACCAUUUACAUGUGAUCAACGUGGGAUGAGUUUCAUAAAAUCAGCAUAUCUUAAGAAACACACGAAGAUCCACACUAGUCCUAAACUUUACACAUGUGAUCAGUGCGGGAAAAUGUUUUUGAGAGCUUCAGUCCUGAAGCAGCACCUGAGAGUUCAUACAAAGGAGAAACCACAUUCAUGUCAUUUGUGUGGAAAGCGCUUUCCAUGUCUGCAAUAUUUGAAAGUACACCAUAAAAUACACACUGGUGUGAGAGAGUACAUGUGCUUUGAGUGUGAAAAGACUUUUACUACAGCAAACUGUUUAAAACGGCAUGAGAGGAUCCACACUGGAGAAAAACCUUACAAGUGUUCACACUGUGAAAAGAGAUUCAGUGAUUCAGCAAAUCAGAAAAGACAUGAGAGGAUUCACACUGGAGAGAAACCUUAUAACUGCACUGCAUGUGGGAAGUGUUUCAAUAAUUCAUCUGCUUUAAACAGACAUAUAAAAAACAAUCACAGUAAGUAGAUCAACUUCAGAUCUGAUGCUGCCUUCACUUAAAAUGUUAAAAUGUGACACAAUAAUGAA
This is a messenger RNA of Carassius carassius (crucian carp), 1113 nucleotides long. Its product is annotated as zinc finger protein 678-like. NCBI's taxonomy places the organism in Eukaryota, Metazoa, Chordata, Actinopteri, Cypriniformes, Cyprinidae. The transcript has a single exon. The coding region runs from base 1 to 1053 and encodes 350 amino acids. The record is from RefSeq and is a predicted model, not a curated record.